AUGGGUUACGAUCAGCAAGUUGGUAACAACAACGAUGGUGAUGAUAUUGUCAUUGAAAAAACUGAAAUUUGUAUGGAUCAGCAUCGUUAUGAUAUGCCUGGGCAAUACCCAAUUGAAUCCAAAUCACAAGUUGGCAACAACAACGAUGGUGAUGAUAUUGUCAUUGAAAAAACUGAAAUUUGUAUAGAUCAGCAUCGUUAUGAUAUGCCUGGGAAAUACCCAAUUGAAUCCAAAUCAGAACAUGAAGAAAUGAUUCGUGAAAAAGAGAAGGACACUUAUAAUUAUCUUAACAAUGAAUAUUCAAAUAGUAGCUCAACAAUUAUAAAUUCAAGAAAAAAUCAAUUAAAACCCAAUCGGUUUCCAAAAUUCUUAGCACUCGAUAUAACACUUGGAAAUAAAAAUAUUAGCAAAUAUUUUGACAUGAAGCAAGAGGAUUGUGAUGGAUUUGUAUUACAUAAAAUCAUAUAUGAUGCAUUUAAUAAAAAUGCAGUAUAUUAUUUUGAAACAGAAUUUCGAAAUCUUGUAAAAUUUAUUCUAGAUUGUUCGUUGAAUUGUUGGAUAAACCAAUUCGGAAUUGUGGUGAUUUUAAAUGUAGACCCCAGAGAAAUGAGAAUGGUCCCUUUAACAGGAUUUAUAAAAAGCAUUCGCAAUAUUUGUGAUAUUCAUACAAUAGAUAUUAUCGUGAUAAGAGAAGUUACUGAAUCAAAUUUAGCUUAUACCAAACGUGAACUUCGAGAGGCCAGGGCUACAUUGUUAUUGGCUCGUAGAGAAACGAUGAAGGAUGCUUUUAUUUUACUUAUGGACCAUUUGUAUGAAUAUUAUAGCAGAUCAGGAAAAGGAGUAAUCAAAUUUUAUAAUAGGGACGAACUUUAUUAUGAGUUUACUAAUUUUUAUAAUCCAAUAAAGAAAAUAUCGAUAGAUGGUGCAGAUUGGCCAACUACUGAACAUUAUUUUCAAUCAUCAAAAUUUGAAAAUCCAACAAUUCGUAAAAAAAUUCAAUAUGCAAAAUCAGCAAGAGAAGCAUUUUCAAUUGCUAGAUCAUAUGAUAAAGAGAAAAGAGCAAAUUGGGAAUCGGUGGUGUCAGAAGACAGGAAGAUAUUCAAAGAGUUAAUUAUGAAAAAAGCAUUAAAGUGUAAAUUUUCACAAUUUCACUAUUUACGAUUUAAAUUACUUUCUACGUGUGGUGCUGAGAUAAUAGAACAUACGUCGAAUGAUAGGUAUUGGGGAGAUGGUGGGAAUGGUGAGGGAUUAAAUAGAUUAGAUGACGAAUCAAGAAGAUUUAGAGGAUUUUGUUUUGUCUAUUUCAAUAACAAACACAAAGGAGAUGAAAAGAUGGAUCUUGGAGAAGAUGGUGGAGCAAAUGAUGUAAAUGGAAAGAUGGGAAAUGGAGGAGCUGAUAAUGAUUAUAAUCUAGAAGAUCUUAAAUUACAUAUAAUUCCAAAAAUUAAAUGGAACAGAUUAAGAGAUGAAUAUCUCAACUUAUUACAAAAUGCUCAAGAAAAAAUACCACAUCGUAUUCUUUAUGCUGAAAAUAUUCCAUCAGAUUGGAACAAAUCACAAUUAUUGGUAAUUAACCUACCUAGUCAAUUAAUAGAAAAUUAA
Entrophospora sp. SA101 is the source of this 1602-nucleotide messenger RNA. The record is from the annotation of a GenBank genome assembly. NCBI's taxonomy places the organism in Eukaryota, Fungi, Glomeromycota, Glomeromycetes, Entrophosporales, Entrophosporaceae.